AUGAAAGCCAGCAAAGGUGACUGUGGGGCUGACAUCACGAGUCUGACGUCAGCACUAGGGCUUAAGCACCACAACUUACCCGAGAGCUACAUCCGACCCGAACCCGAGAGGCCUCGGCUGAACGAAGUGCAGACCGACCGGAAUAUCCCGGUCAUCGACCUGAAUUGUCCCGACAAAUCCCGAAUCAUCGCUCAAGUGACCGGCGCGUGUCGAACGUACGGCAUAUUUCAGGUUGUGAACCAUGGGGUGUCCGUCGAAUUGACGACGAAGAUGGCGAUGAUCGGCCUGGAGUUCUUUCGCCUCCCCGCGGAGGAGAAGAUGAGCCUGUACUCCGAUGAUCCGGCAAAGAAAAUGAGGCUUUCGACGAGUUUCAAUGUUCAGAAGGAGAAGGUCCAUAACUGGAGGGAUUAUCUCCGGCUCCAUUGCUACCCUCUUGAGGAGUACGUUCCGGGUUGGCCUUCUAAUCCUCCUUCCUUUAGGGAAGUUGCGAGCACCUACUGCAAAGAAAUCCGGCUCUUGGGAUUCCGAUUACUCGGGCUCAUAUCUCUAAGCUUGGGACUUGAAGAAGGCUACAUCGAAAGAGUUCUAGGCGAGCAAGAGCAACAUAUGGCCAUAAAUUACUACCCGCCGUGUCCUGAACCCGAACUCACGUUUGGGUUGCCGGCUCACACGGACCCAAAUGCGCUCACUGUCCUUCUACAAGACCAGGAUGUCCCAGGCCUACAAAUCCUGAAAGAUGGUCGUUGGUUUGCGGUCGAGCCCUGCCCCGAUGCGUUUGUUGUUAAUAUCGGCGAUCAGUUGCAGGCAUUAAGCAAUGGCAAAUACAAGAGCGUUUGGCACAGAGCCGUAGUAAAUUCAAACAAGGAGAGGAUGUCCAUCGCCUCCUUCCUCUGUCCGUGCAACUCUGUGGUCAUCAGCCCACCAUCGAAGCUCAUUUCCGAAAAUGACCCGGCCAUUUACAGGAGCUAUACUUAUGAUGAGUAUUAUAAAAAGUUUUGGGGUAGGAAUUUGGACCAGGAGCAUUGGCCUUGGAAGCUUAUUCAAAAGCCCCUUAUUUUGACCGUUCAAGAAUAUACGCCGGAGUUCCAGCAACAGGCGAUGAUUCUUAACAUCGCGACGAAGGAAUAUUCCAUCUUUAUGAAGUACAUGGUAGGUUUGAGCGAUUACAUCCGGAAGGAGAUGAACCUGUUCACGAUUGAGACGAUUGCAGAUGCGAGCAUGAAGGCUAUUACCAUCGAGGGCAAACAGAAGAAGAGCAACGAGAUGACGGGAGAUGCAAAACAAGCAGGAGGCGAGUCUGGUGGUUCCAAACCUAAGGAGGAGAAGAAGGGUGAUCCAGAAAAAGCAGAACUGAUUUGUAGUCACUGCGAGAAGACAGGACGUAUCACCGAUCGAUGCUGGGAGAAUCAUCUCACGGGAGACGAUGGAUUCUUUGAUGGGGUGGAAGCGGAGGGAGGAGAGGUCAUAGGAGGCACAGAGAUGACGAUGAUGGGGAGGAGAAAGAUUGGGUUUUGA
Messenger RNA from Asparagus officinalis (garden asparagus), 1515 nucleotides. RefSeq names its product protein DOWNY MILDEW RESISTANCE 6-like. The coding region runs from base 1 to 1515 and encodes 504 amino acids. The record is from RefSeq and is a predicted model, not a curated record. NCBI's taxonomy places the organism in Eukaryota, Viridiplantae, Streptophyta, Magnoliopsida, Asparagales, Asparagaceae. The transcript has 7 exons.